Messenger RNA from Misgurnus anguillicaudatus (oriental weatherfish), 2437 nucleotides. It is a transcript of the gene slc25a15a, whose product is annotated as solute carrier family 25 member 15a. NCBI's taxonomy places the organism in Eukaryota, Metazoa, Chordata, Actinopteri, Cypriniformes, Cobitidae. Gene Ontology annotation, biological process: mitochondrial L-ornithine transmembrane transport. Gene Ontology annotation, cellular component: mitochondrion. Gene Ontology annotation, molecular function: L-ornithine transmembrane transporter activity. The record is from RefSeq and is a predicted model, not a curated record.
CGGGGAGGAUGUGUUGGAGUCGGCGGCGCCGGGAUUCGGGAACUCCGGUCGCGGCAGCGGCCAAGUGCAGGAGCGCGGCCGGGAGAGUGGCUCGAAGUCCGGGUCAAUCUCGACCAUCUGGUUUUGGGCUGCUUCAGCCAUGAAAUACUCGUUUCACAAGCUCGAUGUUGAGUCAACUGGAAGGAUAUGACGGCAAACAGGGAAGUGCUUUUGGUAUCUGAAUACGUCUUGAACAGUACAGUAGGAUUCGUUCAGAGCCUUUCACUUCAUAGGAUCUGUGUACGUGUGCACUGCUAAUAUUCGGGAAUUGAUGCAAUAAAGACGUAUUGACCCAUGGCCCCACAUCCUGUUACUGAAGCCAUCAUAGAUCUGUCAGCUGGAGCAUGUGGUGGGACUGCCUGUGUAUUAAGUGGGCAGCCCUUUGACACAGCUAAGGUGAAGAUGCAGACCUUCCCCAGUAUGUACAGAGGAUUUAUUCACUGCUUCGUCUCCAUCUACAAACAGGUUGGAUUGCGAGGGCUCUAUCAGGGCACCACACCUGCCCUCAUCGCCAACAUCGCAGAAAACGCUGUGCUCUUCAUGAGCUACGGCUUCUGCCAGAAUGUGGUCCGCUUUGUUUCAGGAAUUGACAGAGGCACUGAACUCAGUGAUGUUCAGAAGGCCUGCUCAGGUUCUGUAGCAUCCAUCUUCUCCUCUCUGGCUUUAUGCCCUACUGAACUGGUCAAAUGUCGACUUCAGGCAAUGCAUGAAAUGGAGGCGUCUGGCAAGAUAGCCAGUGGACAGAAAAGUACAGUGUGGUCGGUCGUGAGAAAUGUGCUGCGGACAAACGGUCCAUUGGGUUUCUAUCAGGGUCUCACCACCACUAUAGUUCGUGAAAUUCCCGGAUACUUCUGCUUCUUUGGAGGAUAUGAACUCAGCCGUUCCACGUUUGCUCAUCACAUGGGCAGAGAUAAAGAGCACAUAGGAGUGUUGCCCUUGAUGUUCAGUGGUGGUUUUGGUGGUGCCUGUUUAUGGCUGGUGGUCUAUCCCAUAGACUGUGUGAAGUCUCGCAUUCAGGUCCUGUCUUUAGCAGGGAGACAAGAGGGUUUCCUCAAGACACUAAUGGGGAUUUUACGAAAUGAAGGAGUGGCACCUCUGUAUUCCGGUCUGAUGCCUACGAUGAUCCGAACUUUUCCUGCCAAUGGUGCUCUUUUUCUGGCUUAUGAAGUCAGUCGCAAGAUGAUGAUGCAACAGUUUAAUCAUUAACAAUUCCAUUUUAACAUCAUUGACGACCUUCCAGUUUUAUUUUGAGAUCUUUUUUAAAUGUGAAUCUGUCUAAAAGCUGCUGUUUCUGCCAUAUACUUGAUUUAACUAUGACUUGAAACACUCACCUUUAGACAUUUUGUCUAGACAAUUCUCCCGGAUCUUUAUACUGAUACCCAGUAUUAAUCGCUGCUAAAAAUACCAAAUCAUAAUCGCAGUAUUCAUGUAUAGUAACACAGUCAUGGACCAAUAUCAUUCCACAUAAUAGCCAACCCUACUGAAAAGACCCAGCCUGGUUUUAGCUGAUGUAGCAGGCUGGUUUAAGCUGGUCAGGAUGGGAGAAAAGGCUCUAAACUGGUUGGCCAACGCUAUCUCAGGAGAAUUGAGUUGGUUGGCUAAUUCGUAUUAAUUCAUACGACCACAUUCGUAAGUUUUUGUACGAUUUGCCUUGAACCCUGUGACGCUGGGGUUAGGGGUUUUCAUGAGAAUCGUACGUUUUUGCACAAUUAACUUCGAAUUAAUUCAUACGAAUUAGCCAACUCGUAAAAUAUGUACGAAUUCUCCUGAGAUCAGGCUGGGUUGGCUGGUCUUAGCUGGUUUAAGGUGGAAUUACCUGGUUUAAGCUGGUCCUCCGAGCAUGGCAAAGCUAAUUAGAUGUUCAAACUGGUUUUCCAGCCUGGCCAGCUAAAAAGUGGCCAAAUCCUCUCUAAAACCAGACAGUUUAACCAGCUAAAACCAUGCUGGGAGACCAGCUCAAACCAGUCCACUAGCUUAGGCUAGUUUUAGCAGGUCUUUUCAGUAGGGAAAAAAUGUGAAUUUGCAUGAAUUUAAUAAAUGAAGAGGUUAUGUGGUGUGGCAGUUAAUGUUUUGCAUUCAUACUGAAUAGGGCCAAUGUUUUUAAGUUUAUGUGGUUUUAAAAAAGCUUGUUUAUAUGACAAUGAGCUCAUGGCUGCAUGUGACAUUAAGCCAUCUAAGGACUCAAAAUCUUCCAGGUAUUCUUUAAUCCUUGCUGCCUUUUUUAAUGAGGCUUCACAUCCAACUAAGUUUAACGACUGAAUAACCAUUCAUAUGACAAAUGUUUGAUAACCAAUAUUGUAUUUUACUGUAUUUAAAUGUAGUGUUUAUUACAUUUUAACAGCACUUCAUCUGUUAGUGUUUUGCCAAAUAAAUGAAAAAAUGAAUGUGUAAAAAUGAA